Liolophura sinensis is the source of this 1212-nucleotide messenger RNA. RefSeq names its product chitin deacetylase 1-like. NCBI's taxonomy places the organism in Eukaryota, Metazoa, Mollusca, Polyplacophora, Chitonida, Chitonidae. Gene Ontology annotation, biological process: carbohydrate metabolic process. The record is from RefSeq and is a predicted model, not a curated record. Bases 1 to 1212 code for a protein of 403 amino acids. The transcript has a single exon.
AUGAAGUCUGCACCUUUGUUCGUGCUGACGCUGUCACUGUACAGCGUCACAUUAAGUUCGGCCGCUACCUGUGAGCAGGGCACAAACUGUAACCUGCCGAACUGUUACUGUAGCGAUGCUGGCAUUCCGCUCGAUAUGAACCCCAAUGAGGUGCCACAGAUGGUGUUGGUUGCAUUAGAUGGCAACCUGGACAAUCAAAGGGAUGAGCACUACAACCAGUUGUUACCCACAUCAUUACGGAACCCGAACGGCUGUCGAAUUGGGGCAACCAUGUUCGUUCCUGGACAAAGCACUGAAGUGGAUCUUGUGAAAAAAUGGCACAAGCGUGGCAUAGAGAUCGGCCUGAACAGCCAACUGGGAACGCCAAAAUACAACUACUGGACCUCCAUCAACAGAACCAGCAUGAAGACAGAGGUAUUGAAACCGCUACAAAAAUUCAUGAAAGAUGCUAAGAUUCUUCGUCAGGAUAUCCGUGGUUACCGAAAUCCGGCAUUUUUCGCCGCCGGCAAUGUGCAGUAUCAGGUCUUGGAGUACGAAGACUUCGAGUACGACGCUUCUUUGAGAAUGAGCAGGAGAUCAAUCUUUGAAACUAAUUCGUGGCCUUCUACCUUGGAUUUCACUUGGCCACACCGAUGUGUGAUGGGCAAAUGCCCAACCAAUACGUACACCGGCCUCUGGGUUAUACCCAGUGUUACUUUGUUCAAUGGGACACAGGCCGGUCACAAGUCAACAAGUGUUUAUUCUUAUUCCACAGAAUUCCCCGCCACUACAGAAAAAGAAAUGUCCGAUUUCCUGUGGCAUAAUUUUAAUGCCUUUUACGUCAAUGACCGUACGCCGUUUGUUUUGAACAUAAACUCGGUGGGAUUUCUGAGUCCUGGAGGUGACGCGAAACUGAAAGGCUUCCAGAAAUUCUUCAGGGAAGCUUUGUCAAAGCCUGGCGUGUUUUUCGUGUCCAUGCACCAGGCAAUAGAAUGGAUGAGAAAGCCAACUCCGCUGAGUAAGAUCGGCUCUUUCCUACCGUGGAGCUGUGCAGAGAGCAAGGGAGGAGAACUUAAGACACUGGAAAAGGAAGGCGAUCCCAUCAGCAUAACGCAACUUAAAAGGAAGAGUAAAUCCACCGUCUUGUUUGGCAAGGCUGACUCUGACAGAAUACAAGUACCUUGUGUCUUACUACUUACAUUGUCUUUAUUACAAAUGCUAUUUACCUGGUGA